GCCGGCGUGAUCCCGCCGGGGUUCUCGGUGCUCCCCGGGCCGCGCGCCAUGGGCAGCCCCCGCUCGGCGCUGAGCUGCCUGCUGUUGCACUUGCUGGUUCUCUGCCUCCAAGCCCAGGUAACUGUUCAGUCCUCACCUAAUUUUACACAGCAUGUGAGGGAGCAGAGCCUGGUGACGGAUCAGCUCAGCCGCCGCCUCAUCCGGACCUACCAGCUCUACAGCCGCACCAGCGGGAAGCACGUGCAAGUCCUGGCCAACAAGCGCAUCAACGCCAUGGCAGAAGACGGGGACCCCUUCGCAAAGCUCAUUGUGGAGACAGAUACCUUUGGGAGCCGGGUUCGAGUCCGAGGAGCUGAGACCGGUCUUUACAUCUGCAUGAAUAAAAAGGGGAAGCUCAUUGCCAAGAGCAACGGCAAGGGCAAGGACUGCGUGUUCACCGAGAUCGUGCUGGAGAACAACUACACGGCCCUGCAGAACGCCAAGUACGAAGGCUGGUACAUGGCCUUCACCCGCAAGGGCCGGCCCCGCAAGGGCUCCAAGACGCGGCAGCACCAGCGCGAGGUGCACUUCAUGAAGCGGCUGCCCCGCGGCCACCACACCACGGAGCAGAGUCUGCGCUUCGAGUUCCUCAACUACCCGCCCUUCACGCGCAGCCUGCGCGGCAGCCAGAGGACUUGGGCCCCCGAGCCCCGGUAGGCGCCGCUGGCCCUCCCCGCCGCGCCACCGAGCCGCUCGCCGCGGGGGCGCACGGAGAAACUCCGGGAGCCGAGGUCUGCGCUGCUGAAGGCUGGGGAGGAGCUGGGGGAGCCCCGGGUUCUAGCUGUCCAUAAUUGUUUGCUGU
Mustela lutreola (European mink) is the source of this 841-nucleotide messenger RNA. It is a transcript of the gene FGF8, whose product is annotated as fibroblast growth factor 8. The record is from RefSeq and is a predicted model, not a curated record. The coding region runs from base 49 to 696 and encodes 215 amino acids. NCBI's taxonomy places the organism in Eukaryota, Metazoa, Chordata, Mammalia, Carnivora, Mustelidae. Gene Ontology annotation, molecular function: type 2 fibroblast growth factor receptor binding; type 1 fibroblast growth factor receptor binding; growth factor activity. Gene Ontology annotation, cellular component: cytoplasm. The transcript has 5 exons. Gene Ontology annotation, biological process: limb morphogenesis; positive regulation of cell population proliferation; dorsal/ventral pattern formation.